Molecule: messenger RNA, 1377 nt
Organism: Colletotrichum karsti
Lineage: Eukaryota; Fungi; Ascomycota; Sordariomycetes; Glomerellales; Glomerellaceae
Product: MFS transporter
Exons: 4
Coding region: 1-1377 (458 amino acids)
Biological process (GO): transmembrane transport
Cellular component (GO): membrane
Molecular function (GO): transmembrane transporter activity
Source: RefSeq, a predicted model, not a curated record
AUGGCGACCACGUCGUCUACGUCGACCGUCCAGCUACAGAACCUGGAAAGGCCGACGACACCCAAGGACGCCAGUCUUCUCAACACCGAAGGCCACCGUCUCGGAUCCAGCGACGAUGCGACCGGCGGUCUACCAGCACCGACGACGACUGCGGCCGUCACUCAAAAAUGGAACCAUCCGAGGUCGAACGCGAAUAGGGUGCUCUCCUGCUUUUGGAGUCUAUUCGUCUCGGGCGCCAACGAUGCCGCCUACGGUGCUCUGAUCCCCUACCAGCUCGAAUCGUACUACGGCCUCAGCUACACCGUCGUCUCCCUCGUCUUCCUCUCCCCCUUCGUCGGCUACGUCCUCUCCGCCCUCCUCAACAACUGGAUCCACCUGAAAGCGGGCCAGCGCGGCAUCGCCAUCAUCGCCUCGACGUGCCACAUCGCCGCCUACGUCGUCAUCUCCCAGCACCCGCCCUACCCGGUCCUGGUCGUCGUCUACAUCCUCGCCGGCUUCGGCAACGGCAUCAGCGACGCCGCCUGGAACGCCUACAUCGGCAACAUGGACCGCGCCAACGAGGUCCUCGGCUUCCUGCACGCGUGCUACGGCGCCGGCGGCGUCAUGAGCCCGCUUAUCGCGACCACCAUGAUCAACAAGGCUAACCUGGGAUGGUGGAACUUUUACUACGUUCUGCUCGGCAUGGCCGUUAUCGAACUAGCAUGGUGCACCUCCGCCUUCUGGACCCAAACCGGCGCAGCCUACCGCGAGACGGUGAGCCACUCCAGCAACGGCCCCGACGGCGGCGGCAUGCGCACCGCGCUCUUCAAGCGCCCCUACGCCCGCGUCUCCUGGCUGUGCGCCUUCUUCCUCCUCGCCUACGUCGGCACCGAGGUCUCGCUCGGCGGCUGGAUCGUGCAGUUCAUGAUCCAGGUCCGCGGCGCCAACAACUUCGACUCGGGCAUGACCUCGGUCGGCUUCUGGCUCGGCAUCACCCUCGGCCGCGUCGUCCUCGGCUUCGUCACCCCGCGCCUCGGCGUCAAGCUCGCCGUCGCCCUCUACAUCCCCGUCACCAUGGCCCUCGAGCUGCUCUUCUGGCUCGUGCCCCAGUUCUACGUCUCCGCCGUCGCCGUCUCGCUGCAGGGCUUCUUCCUUGGUCCCUUCUUCCCGGCCGUCGUCGUCGCGGCGACCAAGUUGCUGCCGAGGCACCUCCACGUCAGCACGAUCGGGUUCGCGGCGGCGUUUGGGGGCAGCGGCGCCGCUAUUCUGCCGUUUGCUGUCGGUGUCAUUGCGAACGCGAAGGGUGUGCAGGUCUUGCAGCCUAUUAUCCUGGCGUUUUUGGGGGUCAUGCUUGGGUUGUGGCUUUGCCUGCCGAGGAUUGGAAAGAAGGAGGAAUAA